AUGGCAAACCCGGCCAAUACCCAGAAUACCCAAGGUACCUCAGCCACCGGUGCCACCUUCGGGCAAGCUUCCCAGGAUCCUACUCAAUCACAGAUGGGCCCGCCUCUCGUACCAGUACGAGCUUGCCUCUCCAACCGCCGAGAGAGCAUGCUUCUGGCAGCCCAUCCGUCAUCCCAGCCAUCAGUAUCAGCUAGCGGCGACCUAGAGCCCAUGACUGCUACACGCGAGAUUGUCGGCAUCGAAAUCAACGACGUCCUGCUCGAAUACCUCAAAGAUUCUAACUACGUUUACCUCCGUUAUACCGUUGACACCGAGUGGUUCGAAUUACAAGAGGAUCCCGAACCUGACGAGCACAGCAAUGCCUUUUACUCCCUUAGCACAGGCCGAAUCCGCACUGAUGGCAACAUCACCCACAACAUCAACGACUUCACUGUCACUAACUCUAGUAACCUCCAGAAGAACGUGAAGGAUCGUCCCGACUUCUGGUGGCGAUUUAUUGUCUCUACGCUAGUCUCCCUACGCAACUGCACUGACGCCAUCAAUAGGCAUCUGCAGACUGUGGACCGCAAUGAAGGAGAGACUCAAGCUCUACGAGACCGACUAGCGAAUGUUGAAGCAGCCCUUGAUGAAACUUCGAACAGUAAACAACUACAAGUUGGCAUGGUUAGCAGCAACCUGUACAAGGAGAAGCUGACAGAGAUCCGACGCCUCACCUCGGACAUCGGAAAGCUCAAAGCUGCGUCAGAACAACUCCCCAACGUUCGCGAUGACCCCGCCUUCAAAGCCCUCGCCGCUGAGCGCGACCUUGCCGCCACCGAACGCAAUGAACUCAAGCAGAAGGUUGAGGACCUAUCCCGCCGAGCCGAUGAACCGGAGAGCGGUCCUAACUACGCAGAGUUGGCACAGAAGCUCAAGGAGGAGUCUGACAGCGCCGACUGGUGGGCAGACCAAGCUAAGGCCAACGCUGAGCUCUGCGACAAGUUCAAAGGACAAGCUGAUCGCUAUUCUAUCGAGCUUAACCAGUAUGAUGUCAAGUACUCUAACAUGGAGGCGAACAAGAACGAAGCUCUCGCCCUUAAGGAUAAGGCUUACGAUGAGCUCAACCUCCAGCUCACCGAGGCUAGACGUGAGACAAAAACGGUCACCGACCGACUGCUGCAACAUGAACCCAACUAUCAGCCGUACACCCUCUGGCGGCGCGAGCGAUCUUACGACCCAAACUUGAGACGUUCAAGGGCAAGGUCGACGACGACUACGAGCGGUGGCGCGAGAUGGCAGUGGCCAAGUGUCGCACAUACCCAGAGGACUGGCAAGCGGUUGACUACCUCAAGUUCCGCAUUCAAGGCGAAGCUUACGAGCACAUCCGAGAUGUCAAAGCUCGCCAUUUCCUAG
Pyrenophora tritici-repentis Pt-1C-BFP is the source of this 1392-nucleotide messenger RNA. Lineage: Eukaryota; Fungi; Ascomycota; Dothideomycetes; Pleosporales; Pleosporaceae. The record is from RefSeq and is a predicted model, not a curated record.